AUGUGGCGGGACCUGUUCAAGAAGGAUCUCACCGAAGCUGAAGGAACGGCCGAAGAUGCCGCAGAUAGAAUAAAGCGGAAACGGCAGAUAAGAGCAGCGGACGCUACGAUGUACGGGGUCGAUAUUAGAGAGAAGAAGAGUGCACUACUUGAAGGCAGCGCUGAUACCAUUGGUAGCGAGCAUCACCUGCGCUGUGGCAUACGGAAAUAUUAUCAACACCAUUCGGAAAAGCACUGGUCAACUAUGACAAGCCAAGUGUACAUGAUGCGGUUAUUCACACCUUUGUGGGUCGGCAUGUUGACAUUUAUCAAUCCGUGGAUGAUCCUUCUGAUGAAUCAAGAAGUACGACGUAUGACGCUGGGGAAACAUAUGAGUGAAGAUUCAAGCAGCGUUCAUCCAGCCGUAGCAAGUCAACAGUUCACUCGAACAGCCACGAAAAAGCCCACCUUAUACGAAAAGGAGUAA
Haemonchus placei is the source of this 465-nucleotide messenger RNA. NCBI's taxonomy places the organism in Eukaryota, Metazoa, Nematoda, Chromadorea, Rhabditida, Trichostrongylidae. The record is from the annotation of a GenBank genome assembly.